CUCAUCGCUUCACACAACGCCAACGGCCCACAAGCCACCCGACUUAUGUCUGAUGUAGCACAAAGUGAAGCUUGAGCUGAGCUGCUCUCUAAAUGUGUGAGGCGUUAGAGAGACUCAGAGGAGCGUGACAUCUGUGCAGUGAUGCCCCGUUCAUUCUUGGUGAAGCGGAUUGGACUGCACCACAUCCGAGCCACAGCCAAGAGCCUGGGUCCAGAAUCUGCCGUGGAAACACUCGGCUAUUUGGAAACAAAGGGAUCCUGGGAUCAGUCCUUGGAGUACACCUCAGCAAAACCAACGGAUAAUAACACAGCGUAUCUUUCUACAGCCAAAUACUCUCAAAUGAACAGACAUCUUCAGUCAUUCAUCGUCAGAUCUCACGACCGGAGAGCUGUUGGAAAUUCUGAAUCAGCCCCAGACCACCCUGAGCUUUUCGGGGAAACCAGGAGCAGUGAUUCCUCAGAGAUCAGCACACCGGAUCAUCCGUGUCCACUUUGUGGCAACAUAUUUUCCUGCCUGUCCAGUUUAAAGACUCACAUCUACAGGAGUCAUGAAAACAGAGAUUCCCUGUCGGCUGCACACAUGAAUUCCAGAACAGACUCUGAGCAACCGACACGCAAGAAGGAAAGGACAUUUGGCUGUGGAGUUUGUGGGAAAGAAUUCAAGCGCUCCUCGACUCUGUCCACUCACCUGCUCAUCCAUUCGAACACUCGGCCGUACCCGUGUCAGUACUGUGGCAAGAGCUUUCACCAGAAGUCUGACAUGAAGAAACACACCUUCGUACACACCGGUGAGAAGCCUCAUGUCUGCCAGAUAUGUGGGAAGGCCUUCAGCCAGAGCUCCAACCUCAUCACUCACAGCCGCAAACACCGGGACGAGCAGAUGCACCGCUGCCCGCGCUGUCUGUACGGGUUCCAGCACAAAGUGGACCUGUGGCGGCACCAGGAGCACCACUGCUUGUACCGCUAACGCAGCUGUCACCAGAUCAGUGAUCACCAGCAGACUUCAAACACUCAACUUUAGUAAUCGUCUUUUCUGCACCAGAGUGGUCCACUUCCCAAGGACACUCUUCUUACUGUACUUAUGGAUUUCCAACACUGCACUCAUAUAAUGUUUCAUGAUUCUUCCAGCAAACGAUAAACAAAUGAUGGCUAACUUUGGUUUUCAGUGUAUUUUGAUGAAUCUAUUUGUAAAUAGUGAAUAAUUUUGUGCAUUACUUUUUGUGAGUGAAGCUGUAUUAUCUCUCUCAAGACU
Molecule: messenger RNA, 1251 nt
Organism: Thalassophryne amazonica
Lineage: Eukaryota; Metazoa; Chordata; Actinopteri; Batrachoidiformes; Batrachoididae
Product: zinc finger protein Gfi-1b-like
Exons: 6
Coding region: 142-966 (274 amino acids)
Biological process (GO): regulation of transcription by RNA polymerase II
Molecular function (GO): DNA-binding transcription factor activity, RNA polymerase II-specific; RNA polymerase II cis-regulatory region sequence-specific DNA binding
Source: RefSeq, a predicted model, not a curated record